Trichomycterus rosablanca is the source of this 915-nucleotide messenger RNA. RefSeq names its product homeobox B13a (gene hoxb13a). The transcript is spliced from 2 exons. Bases 1 to 915 code for a protein of 304 amino acids. Gene Ontology annotation, molecular function: DNA-binding transcription factor activity, RNA polymerase II-specific; RNA polymerase II cis-regulatory region sequence-specific DNA binding. NCBI's taxonomy places the organism in Eukaryota, Metazoa, Chordata, Actinopteri, Siluriformes, Trichomycteridae. The record is from RefSeq and is a predicted model, not a curated record. Gene Ontology annotation, biological process: regulation of transcription by RNA polymerase II.
AUGACCACCUCUCUGGUUCUGAAUCCUCGUUGGGCGGAUACAGUAAUGUUUGUGUAUGAGAACAACUUGGAUGAGCUAAACAAGAACAUGGAAAGUCUGGUCGGUAGCAGCAAUUUCACGGCCAACCAGUGCAGGAAUUUGAUGGCUCACUCGGCUAUAAGCGGUCACCCGUCCAGUCUUGUGCACGGUUCUAGUUAUUCCACAGUGGACAUGGCACCGUCGAGUUCAGCAGAAACGAACAAGCAAUGCGCCCCGUGUCCGACGGUUCCUCAGGCAUCAUCCACAGGGCCUAUAACUUAUAGCUACUUUGGCAAUAGCUAUUACCCCUGCAGAAUGGGGCGGGGUUCACUGAAGACUUGCACCCAACCUAGCGCACUUGGCUACUCUGCAGAGAAGUACAUGGACACCCCAGUCGCACCUGAUGAAUACCCCAACAGAGCCAAGGAGUUCGCCUUCUACCACGGGUACCCUAGUCCUUAUCAGUCCAUGGCCAGCUAUUUGGACGUGUCGGUGGUGCAGACACUAGGUGCAGGAGAGCCGCGACACGACAGUCUUCUUUCAAUGGAUACUUACCAACCUUGGGCUUUGGCAAACGGAUGGGGAGGUCAGAUGUAUUGUUCCAAAGACCAGAGCCAGGCAGGACAUCUUUGGAAAUCUGCAUUGGCAGAUGUUGUGGCCCACCAACAUGACGGGGGCCCUUUCCGUCGAGGUCGAAAGAAAAGGAUACCAUACACCAAAGUGCAGCUAAAGGAACUGGAGAAAGAGUACGCAGCCAACAAGUUCAUCACAAAGGAUAAAAGGAGAAAGAUUUCCGCGCUAACCAACCUGUCCGAGAGGCAGAUCACAAUCUGGUUUCAGAACAGGAGAGUAAAGGAAAAGAAAUUUGUCGCCAAAGUUAAAAACAAUGCACCAUAG